Syzygium oleosum is the source of this 1345-nucleotide messenger RNA. RefSeq names its product BAG family molecular chaperone regulator 4. Gene Ontology annotation, molecular function: adenyl-nucleotide exchange factor activity; protein-folding chaperone binding. NCBI's taxonomy places the organism in Eukaryota, Viridiplantae, Streptophyta, Magnoliopsida, Myrtales, Myrtaceae. The coding region runs from base 261 to 1085 and encodes 274 amino acids. Gene Ontology annotation, biological process: protein stabilization. The transcript has 4 exons. Gene Ontology annotation, cellular component: cytoplasm. The record is from RefSeq and is a predicted model, not a curated record.
UCACCAUUGUCUUUGACCUUUGGAAGGAAGGAGCUGCUUCUGGGGUCUUGGGGUUAACCUCUGUCAUCAUCAUCGUCGUACUUAAACGAGCGUGCGCUCUGUCGAUAGGCCGAACCUACCCUGUUCCCUCGCUUCAGUGGCCUUUGCUUUCGCAGCAAUCUUGAUUGCGCCUGCUCCUUGUUCAACUCCGGAAAGACAGUCCCCAGAAGAAGAAGAAGAAGAAGAAAAUUUGAACUCACGGGGAGGAUAUCGAAGCGGGAAUGAAGUCGGGUCGGCCUCGGAGAGAAGCGGCGGAGGUGGGUCCGGAGAAGAACAAGAACGAGGUAGAUUGGGAGAUGAGGCCGUGCGGCAUGCUCGUGCAGAGAAGGGAGGAGGACGACGCCGCUUGCAAUGGGGCCGGCGGAAAUGGGCCGACGAUCAAGAUCAACGUAUCGUAUGGCUCGUCCCAGCACGAGAUCUUUGUGCCCUCUCGCUCUACCUUCGGGGAAAUGAAACAAAUUGUUGCUAACAGAAUUGGCUUGGACCCUGUAGAGCAGAGACUUUUGUUUAGGGGUAAAGAGCAGGAGGAUGAAGAGUGUUUGCACCUUGCAGGCAUAAAGGAAAACUCCAAGGUUGUGGUUUUGGAGGAUCCAGCUAGUAAAGAGAAGAACCUUGACCAAUCCCAGGAGAGUGAAGAGGUCUCCAUAGCAUCUGAAGCUGUUGCUGGCGUCAGAGCAGAAGUUGAUAAACUCUCUAAAAGGGUAGCUGAGCUUGAAGUGCUUGUGCAUGAUGGCACAAAAGUAGAAGAGAAGAAAUUUGUGGAGCCUACAGAGUUGCUCAUGAGGCAGUUGCUGAAAUUGGAUGGUAUUGAGGCUCAAGGAGAGGCUAGGGUGCAGAGGAAGGCUGAGGUGUGUCGGGUGCAGGGUCUAGUGGAUCAAUUGGACAGUUUGAAGGCAAGAAAUGUCAAUCCAUUUAGCGACAGAAGUAAUGCGGUUUCCAUAACAACGAAUUGGCAGACAUUCAAGUCAGGAGUAGGAAGCUUGAAUGCCCCUCCUCCCGUGUCAUCUUCAACAGAAGUUACUUGUGAUUGGGAGCAGUUCGAUUAAGAUAUCCUUGUUGGUUAAUGCAACGAAGGGGAGCCGAAGUUAUACUGCGUGUACAACCAUCUGAAUUAGUUUUAGACUUUUAGUUUAAUUACGUUUCUUUUUUGGGGUGUUUUGAGUUGCUCCUUUUGUGGUGGUGUCUUUAUACUUAAAAAAGCAAACUCUCUCUGCUGGAUCAAUGAUUGGGAUCUGCACAAUAUGUUUGUAAAUUUAUGAUAUUUGUACUUAUUUAGCGUAGUUAAUAGAUUAUUCGUUUUUCACUA